Elgaria multicarinata webbii is the source of this 1221-nucleotide messenger RNA. RefSeq names its product ciliary rootlet coiled-coil protein 2-like. The record is from RefSeq and is a predicted model, not a curated record. Bases 1 to 1221 code for a protein of 406 amino acids. NCBI's taxonomy places the organism in Eukaryota, Metazoa, Chordata, Lepidosauria, Squamata, Anguidae. The transcript is spliced from 2 exons.
AUGGAAGAUACGUUGGUGCCUGAUGGAGGCGGCAGUGCCGCUCCUGGGCCCUCCAGUCACGGCUCCCCCCUCCUAGCUUGGCCUGGGCCAGAACGGGUGCGAUGCCAGUGCAGUGGCGGUUUCACGAUGGCCCCCAAGCGGCGCGGAAAGACGCAAGCCCAGCCCGCCGGGAGGGCGCCCGCCAGCGCCGCCGAGGGUGCCGCAGGGCCCAGGCCGGAGGCGGUCUCGCCGGCGCCUCUGCAGGAGGAGUACGCGCGCCUCUGCCAGGCCCUGGAGGGCUUGAGAGGGCGGCGGGCGCGGCUGCGGGCGCAGCACGAUUUCCUGCAGCAGGAGGCGCAGAGCCUCCGCGCCGACAGCAUGGAGUUCGUGGGCUACCUGGCCAAGCGGGCCCAGCGGCGCCAGGGGGCCGCCGUGUCGCUGAGCGAGGAGAGCCGGGCGGCGCUGGCCGAGGUCCAGCAGCAGCACCGCCAGCUCGUGGCCCGCGCGCAGGAGCAGGAGGCGGCCCUCCGCGGGCAGGUGCUCCAGAAGGAAGCCGAGCUGGCCCGCCUCGGUGCCGAGCUGGACGGGCUGCGCGGGGUGCAGGCGCUGCAGCGCCAGCAGGCCGGCCGCCUUCGGGAGCUGCAGCAGGAGCUGGCGGCCAUGCGGGCGCAGAAGGUGCAGCGCCUGCAGGCCGCCAAGGCCCGCCUCGGGCAGGAGACGGCGGCUCGCGAGCGAGGGGCGCGGCACGAGGCCGCCUGCUGGGCCCAGCAGGCGCAGCAGGCGGCUGAGCGCUGCCUGCAGGAGCAUGGCCGGGCCGCCGGGCGGCAGAACCACGCGCUGGGCCAGGAGCUGGAUCAGCUGGUCCGGCGGGCGCGGGCGCUGCAGGCUCACAAGCAGCAGCUGCAGGAACGGGUGCAGCGGCUGCGCCAGGAGCAGGCAUGCCUGCGGGACUUGGCCAUGUUGCGCCACGCGGCGGCAGGCCCGACAGGAGGGAGCCUGGCUGGCCCCUCCAGGCGGUCGCCCCUUCACAAGACUGCCCAGGGAGGCCUAGCGUGCGCGGCUGCUGCAGGCGCUGCUUCCCAGCAGAGCAGAGAAGCACCCGAACCCCGCCAGAAGGAGCCGCUGAGGAGCGCUGGCCUCGGCCCAGGCACCGGCCACCCUGUCCGCGGGAGAAGACUCGGUCAGCUGGGCGGAGGGCGCCCGAGGGCAUGGCAGUGCGUCCAGCGAGCCGCUGGUGAUUGA